AUGAGUAAUGAAUCUCACCAGGACAUUAAAGGAAGCACCAGCAAUUCACAGAUAGAUCUUUUCAAUCUUAUUGGAGGCAACUGGCCACCAGCACCCCGUGAGCCUGAGUGUCCAGAUUAUGGAUCAGUGCCCCGCAGUUUGGUUCGCACUAUGCAGCGUUCUUCGCAACAUGAGCGUGUCAAAUCUGUAAACCUUUUGGCUCACCUAGCCCCUGAACGAAGACGACACAAACAAACAAAUUCUGGCAGAAUCUUACCCACAGUUCCUGAAGAUUUGAGCAACAAAAACAAAAUGGUUCAGGAAACCAAGAAAGUUGAGACCGGUAUAUUGAUUGAUGUUUGUAGUGGAGAGUUACCCGAAGAGCUAUACGACCAGCCGCCACCAGGCUCGCCGCGUUCAGCUCCAGUGUCCAGAUCUCCUAUUGACUUACAAGAAGAUAUCGGCGUGGGGUCACUGGUGGAAGUAGCUACAGAUGUUGAUCAACAUUACUACGGCGUCGUUAGAUGGAUUGGCAUAAUAGAUGAUACAGCGACGGCGGGCGUGGAGUUGGAGCAGAGUGUGUGCGGUUUAGGCGACGGGUCGCGUGGCGGCAGCCGCGUGUUCUCGUGCGCGCCCGGCCGCGCACUUUUCGUGCCGCUGCCGCUGUGCCGCCGCGACGCGCGCUUCCGCGACACGCCGCCGCCCGACCGCCUCGACCUGCAUCACGCUGAGCAGUUCGACCAGCCCGAUUGCCCUGUAGUCCCUGGCGUGGUUCCCCCGCUAACAUCGCUAGGCGAGUUGGCCGGCAAGAACCGCGGCAUACAGGGCCACCACAACUCUUGCUACUUGGACGCCACGCUCUUCGCUAUGUUCACGUUUACCAGCGUGUUCGAUGCGUUGCUUUAUAGGCCACCGGAAGCAGAGGAUUCACCACACUACCCUGAGGUACAGCGCGUGCUAAGGGAAGAGAUCGUAAACCCUCUGCGACGGCACGGGUACGUGCGCGCGGACCGCGUCAUGAAGCUGAGGACCUUACUAGAGAGAUUGUCAGACGUUCCAGGACUCACAUCUGAGGAGAAAGAUCCAGAGGAAUUUUUGAAUGGGCUAGUUGCGCAAUUGCUGCGAGCGGAGCCUUUUCUGAAGCUGUCCUCAGGACAGGAGUCUUACUGUUACCAACUGUUUGUUGAGAAAGAUGAGCACGUGUCGUUGCCAACUGUCCAGCAACUUUUGGAGCAGUCAUUUGCAACAUCCGGCGUUAAACUUAGUGAGGUUCCUGCGGCAUUUAUAAUCCAGAUGCCACGGUUCGGCAAACAAUACAAGCUAUAUCAACAAGUAUUGCCUUCGCCACUCUUAGACGUCACCGACCUUAUUGAAGGAUUGCCACGUCAAUGCGCGGUGUGCGGGUCCCUGGCGCGGUGGGAGUGCGGCGAGUGCGCGGGCGCGGGCAGUGCGCUCGAGGGCGGCGCGCUCUGCCACGCGUGUCUGCGGCUGGCACACGCCGCGCGCCCGCAGCACCAGGCAACGCCGUUAACGGUGUGCGAGGAGUUCGUCAGUAUUCUGGAAUCGUGUCCCGUGCCGCGGGUUUACAUGGAACUGUUCGCCGUGCUCUGUAUCGAGACCAGUCAUUACGUCGCUUUCGUGAAGGCCGGAGUCGGCCAUGACGCUCCGUGGUGUUUCUUCGACUCCAUGGCAGACAGAAAAGGCGAACGCAACGGCUACAACAUUCCGGAGAUAGUGAGCAUCUCCGAGCUAGGCGCAUGGCUCGGUGAAGAGGGCGCCCGAACAUCGCACGCUGCGCCCGCGCCGCCUCACGCCGCCCGCCUGCUCGCCGACGCCUACAUGUGCUUCUACCGCAGCCCCGACGUAGCCAUGUACCGAUAA
Molecule: messenger RNA, 1860 nt
Organism: Chilo suppressalis (striped riceborer)
Lineage: Eukaryota; Metazoa; Arthropoda; Insecta; Lepidoptera; Crambidae
Source: the annotation of a GenBank genome assembly